AUGACUUUAUGUAAUGCUGCUCCAGCUGUUUGUCGAACAUGCGCGAAUGGAUGUAACGAUACCGACGCAGAUUAUCUAAUUAACAACGAGUCGAAUAAUAUAAGUCGAGUGAAACGAGAAUCUUCUGUCGAACAACAUCUUUGUAAACCGUUCCAACUUGAAAUUAUUUUAAUUCCGUUAUCAAUUGCGAUGAUCCCAGUGGCGCUAUGCACAUUGCUUCUUUGUACUUGCUUUUGUGGACCAAAAGAGUCCAGAGGAAAACUACCAAAACGACUAACAAAAGAAAAUCGUAAAGGCGAUAGGGAAGAAAUUGACGAUAUGGAGCUUACUUGUAGAGACGGCGUAAUAAUGCGAAAAGACAGCAGUCGAACUCGCUUUAGUACAGCGAUUUCAUUUAUCGAAGCCCAUUGCAUUAGUACCGAUAUUGUUGGCCAGCAGUCGGAAAACUCUGUUUCUAUGCAACCGUUUGGAUGUACGAUGUCGGUAUCUGAGGCCAUUGAAAUUAAUGCUGCUAUAAAUAAUCGAAAUAAUCCUUCUUCUAAUGAUGCUCCACAUGGUGCUGAGGAAAAUCCGCAUGAAAAUCUACCUCGAAAGACAAGCCUGAAGAGAAUUCGAUUUGCAGAUAUUCCUGAUAUUACGGUGAAGGAUACACAAUGA
This is a messenger RNA of Dracunculus medinensis (Guinea worm), 657 nucleotides long. The record is from the annotation of a GenBank genome assembly. Lineage: Eukaryota; Metazoa; Nematoda; Chromadorea; Rhabditida; Dracunculidae.